Lodderomyces jiufengensis is the source of this 1242-nucleotide messenger RNA. It is a transcript of the gene HOC1, whose product is annotated as alpha-1,6-mannosyltransferase. Lineage: Eukaryota; Fungi; Ascomycota; Pichiomycetes; Serinales; Debaryomycetaceae. Gene Ontology annotation, biological process: protein N-linked glycosylation. Gene Ontology annotation, cellular component: mannan polymerase complex. The transcript has a single exon. Gene Ontology annotation, molecular function: alpha-1,6-mannosyltransferase activity. Bases 1 to 1242 code for a protein of 413 amino acids. The record is from RefSeq and is a predicted model, not a curated record.
AUGACGAAAUAUAAUUCAUCAUCAUCAAAAUCUAAAAGAAAAUUCAUAAUACCAAUCAUAAUAAUAAUACUAAUAAUUAUAUCACUAACAUUUUUCAAUAAGAUACCAGGUAUAAAUCCAGCACAAAAUUUUCAAGAUGUCAUAUCAACAAAUUUACCAAAUGAUAAAAUUUUAGGAUUAAGUAAUUUUCUUUCUAAUGAAAAUUCUAAAAAUCAAGAUGAAUUAUUAAAUAAAAUUGAAAAAAUGAAUAAAAAAUGGUUUCAAUUACAAGAACAAAAAUUAGCAAAAUUAGAAGAACAAAAUAAAUUAAUAUUAAAAGAAUUACAUGAUUUAAAAACUCCAAAUUCUCAAUCUUCAAUACGUGAAAAAUUAAUGUUUGCUUAUUCAUAUAAUCCAGAUUCAAAAUUCCCUGCAUAUAUAUGGCAAACUUGGAAACAUGGAUUAAAUGAUGAAAGAUUUGAUGAAAAAUAUAGAGAAGGAGAAACUCAAUGGGCACAAAAAAAUCCUGGUUUUGUACAUGAAAUUUUUAAUGAUGAUACAACUCAUACAAUGAUUAAAUAUUUAUAUAAACAAAUUCCUGAAGUUAUUGAAACUUUUGAAAAUUUACCUGAAGUUAUAUUGAAAAUGGAUUUUUUUAAAUAUUUAAUAUUAUUUGCAAAAGGUGGAGUUUAUGCAGAUAUUGAUACUUUUCCAAUUCAACCUAUACCAAAUUGGACACCAGAAAAUGUAUCACCAUUAGAUAUUGGAAUGAUAAUUGCAAUUGAAACAGAUUCAAAUUCACCUAAUUGGAGACAAGAUUCUGUAAAAAGAUUGGAAUUUGGACAAUUUGUUAUACAAGCAAAACCUGGUCAUCCAAUAUUAAGAGAAAUUAUUGCAGAAAUUAUUGAAACUACUAGAUUGAAAAAAAUAGAAAGUAUGUCUUCUUCAACUGAUGGACAAUUAAAACUUAUUGGAAAUACAAAUCAAAAAUCAAAACAAAUAAGUCAAUGGACUGGUUCAACUAUAUGGACAGAAGUUAUUUUCAAAUAUUUUAAUGAUUAUAUUUUAUCUUCUGUGUUUCAAAAAGUUACAUGGAAAGCAUUUCAUGAGUUGACUACUCCAAAAUUAGUUAGUGAUAUAUUAGUAUUGCCUGUUAAUUCUUUUGCGUCUGAUAUUGAUAUUGAAAAAGAUGGUGGUAAAAAGAUUGAUGAUCAUUUAGCUUUUGUAAAACAUUAUUCUGCUAAAAUUUGGAAAAGUGUAUAA